Messenger RNA from Chelmon rostratus (copperband butterflyfish), 3193 nucleotides. RefSeq names its product growth arrest-specific protein 1. The record is from RefSeq and is a predicted model, not a curated record. NCBI's taxonomy places the organism in Eukaryota, Metazoa, Chordata, Actinopteri, Chaetodontiformes, Chaetodontidae. The transcript has a single exon. Bases 632 to 1384 code for a protein of 250 amino acids. Gene Ontology annotation, biological process: regulation of cell cycle.
CGUAACAGCAAGAAGAGGGACAAAGACGCACAUAGCGGGACAAAAUGCGACAGUAAGAAACCUCUUCCAACUAAAUCAAAAAUCGUCGGAAUGCGUGGAUGGAUGUUCGUACUGGUGGAGCUGGGACGAGGAGUCGAAACUAACAAUGGCAAGAGAGAUGAGUUCAAGUGUACCAACUAAGUUGCGGACAAUAACUGUGGUCAGAGUGCGCGUUAACUUUGGAUAGCCGUGCGGCGCGUUUCAGUGUCCACCCCAGAUCUGCAGCAGUGGCAUGGAGCAGACACAAGCUGCACUUUGGAGGAUGAUUUCCCACUUCUGAGCGGACAUGCUUCCCGGAAUGACUGUUCCUACGCUGCUUCUCUUUUUUGCAGCCACGCGUGGUGAUUUCCCUGAGUCAGAUCCUGUGCCCCACUGUUGCAAAGCUCACCAGGAGGAGGCAAACUUAACUUAACGUGCGCGUUUGUGGACAACUUUGCGUAUUUUCUUCGACUGGUAGCAAACUGGCUGCUUGCAAAACGCAUGUAUGGAAUACUUAUGAACUUCAGUCUGUGAGAGUCAAUGCGUAAAUUGUCCUGAUCCUAAUGUGCCGGUGGAGAAAGUGCCCGUCACCGAACUAGAACUCCAUCCAAGCAUGAAAUGUUGGUGCAGCGCCCUGGCACUUCUCCCAUGGGUGCUGGUGGCUUUAGAUGCCCAGCUAAUCUGCUGGCAGGCGCUCCUUCGGUGCCACGACGAGCCCGAGUGCGAUCUUGCAUAUGGUCAAUACCUGGCGGCUUGUGAGGCCAACAUCAGAGGGACGAGGAGGCAGUGUCCCAGCCACUGCAUCAACGCGCUGAUAAGGCUCAACCACACCCGCAGCGGGCCAGACCUGGAGACCUGCGACUGCGCCCAGGACCUGGAGUGCCUCAGCGCCAAGCGAGCCAUAGAGCCGUGCCUACCCCGCAGGCACCCGAGCGACGCCGGAGGGAUAGGGUGCAUGGAGGCCCGGCAGCGCUGCGAGGAAGACAGCAACUGCCACACCUCCCUCACGGCCUACUUGUCCUACUGCGGGCAGCUGUUCAACGGCAGGAAGUGCUCCUCCAAGUGUAAAGCCACCAUUCAGCAGAUGCUGUUCAUUCCAAAUGGCAUGCUGCUGAACCGCUGUGUUUGCGAUGGGGUGGAGAGGCCUUUCUGUGAAGUGGUCAAGGAGAACAUGAGCAAGCUCUGCUCCAUAGGAGACCACAGUGUUAUUUCAGACCAGCCUGAUGUGGAUGACUUGUACGAGGAUGAAGACGAUGAGCCUAAAACCGACAGAGUGGAGGUGUACGCUGAUCCUUCCUCUGCUUCGCAGAGGUCGUCCAGCUGCAUGAUGCUCCUGUUCCUUCCUCUAGCACGGAUACUGUACUGAGGCCAUGCUUGAAACGUUUGUUGGAUUUAUAUAUGGCAGCGUGAACAUGUCUCUGAGUUGGUAUGGAAUCAGUGACUUGCUCAAGGACACUUCAGCACAGGACUGGAACUCAGGUCUGCUGGCAAAGGGGAGCUACUUUUUCACCCCUGGGCCUCCCUGCCACCCCCCAUAGUCGCAACGUGACAGUGAGCACAGAAUGAUUUGUGUAGGCUUCCCACAACCAUACAGUUUGCAUAAUAAUCUGUCUUGGUGCACCCCUCGCUCAGGAAAACAGCUUUUUUUCCUUGGUCUGUGAGUCCAGUCUUCCCACAGAUGGCCGUACGGUGCUCAGCUGACGGGAAGCCUGUUGUGACAAAUGGCAAAACAAUACUUUGAGGUGACGAUGAGAGGAAGUGAACCACGGCAGACUUUGUUGCAGGGCAUUGGCAUUAUGUGUGCCUUUAACCAGUGCCUGUUUGUUUGGUAUCAAUGGUACUUGGAGUGUGGCUUUAUUAAGACUUUAGACAAACAUGGGACUCAUCCAGCCUCUGUUUGCUCUGCUCUCCAUUUCGGGGGCCUCUGCAUUGUUGCAGCAACCACACUUCAAAUAUUUGUGGGAACAGUCAAAGGACAGGCAAGGGUGUGGGAUCAAGUACUGAAAUUAAGUGAAGUGCCUCUCCAGCACUCUGUCUGGGCCCCUCCCCCAUAUGAGAUUGUUUUAUUGAACUUUUCCUGAGACCCCCCCCCCUUCCUCUCUACUGCCGGCCCCCUUUCACGCCUUUAAAAGACCCCUGUCUUUAUUACUGCUUUCACACUGAAGCAACAAGCCAGAAAAAGUCUGUCUGUCUGUUGUGUGAGUAGGUCAACAUAUCAUACCUGUCCACACACUGCUCAAGAUAAGACGUUUAUGGCUUCAGUUUUGUUACGUGUGGCUGAGCAUCAUUUAAGAUUUUACACAAACCUUAAGAAUGGAAUGGAAGCUGCUGCAGUAGGUUUUCAUGAAUCAUCACACAAAGAAGUGACGUUUUAUGCAUAUGCAACAGUGUGUGAACAGGAUCGACAGUGCAUUCAUUCUGGUGUGAACGCUCAAACGUGGGUGAGCGGAUGUGAGUCUGUGUCACGCAGUGUUUGUUAAAGGAGCAUGAGAGUGAAGGCAACAUGUAGAGCGCUGUGAACACGCAGGAUCGUCACAGAGUGCCUUCAUUCAUACUGAUAAAACUCGAAAUAAAGCACGAGAUGGAGUCCAGUUCACAAGUUCCCGGUGACGUUUUUCUCCUCUGAAAAUGCACUGUGAAGGCUUUUAUUUUGAAUGUGUUGAGACUGAGUAUUUCAGAAAUGCGUCACAUUUAUUUCAGUUGUGUAGCAGGGCCAGUGUUACCUGCCUGAUCCACUGGUCCAGGGAUUUAAACCUGCAGUCUUUCAGUCUCACAUCUUUCUUCCUCUACUCCACAUUAAGCUGUCCAGCAAAGAGGGAAAGCAAACACAAUGUUUUCGUUAGUAUCGAUCACUUGUAGUGAAGCUGCCAAUCUGUGUCUUCACCACCUGAACUUGUGUCAAAACGAAUCUCUUUGUUUUGCCAUGGAGUCUUGAAAAACUGUCGAUAAAUGUUAAAUUAUGAAGCUAGAAUACGAAGAAUGUGUAUAUAUUUUACAAUGAUAUGCAGUAAAAUAAGCCAGUGUCUGCCCACCGUCACUUCCUUUUAAUACAACAUGAACACACAAAUGUAGCUCAGAUUUUGUCCACAGAACCUGACGUGAUUUAGAGUUUUCAGUUUUUCAUCUCAUCUUGUGGGAACUUAGCAGCAAACACUUCAGAGCAGUGUCUUCCAUG